AUGGCCAGCUGGGUGUUCUGUAAUCGCUGUUUCCAGCCACCCCAGGGGACGGCGUGCUUCAGCCUGACUAACUGCGGCCACGUGUACUGCGAUGUCUGCCUGCGCAAAGGUAAAAGGGAUGAAUGCUUGAUUUGUAAAGUUCCAUGUCGUACAGUUCUGCUUUCGAAACGUACGGACUCCGACAUCCAGGCGCUCUUCAUGGGCAUAGACGGCCUGUGCAGGAAGUACGCGAGGGAGACCUCCCAGGUUUUAGAAUUUCAGGAAAAGCACAGGAGGAGACUGUUAGCCUUCUACGGAGAAAAGAUUUCUCAGCUGGAAGAGUCCCUCAGGAAGUCAGCGCUGAGGAUGGGGCAGCCGCAGAGUGUGAGAUUGUCACAACAGACGGCUUUCAGCACAAUGAAAAGUCCAGUUUCAACUCCUUCCACAAAGCCCAACGGGCCUCUCUUCCUGCCGUCCGGCUCAUUAGCCUCUGCAAGGGUGGAGUCCAUGGAAGUUGACCUCACACCCUCCCCGAGGAGAAAGCGUGAGGCAGCCACCGGCCUGACAAGGAUCUCCCUGCUCAGCCCACCUCGGGAUGGACGCAUGGAAGCUCGGCCCUGGCUUGGAUGUGUCCUGUUGGCUGUGGAGCCUUGUCCGGUCAUUGGCUUUCAGGAGCACCGGCCCAGGGGGCGGCUCCUCGGCGCUGCCCGGGCCUCCUGCGGCGCCCGGGGUCACUGCCCUCAGGACCGAGACCUGCCGUGGCCCAUGGUUCUCAGGCAGGACCUGAAAGACCCCCUACUGAAGGCCUGGCACCCGCUGUCCCUGUGGCCAGAGUGCUGCCCACACGACCCAUGA
Messenger RNA from Delphinapterus leucas (beluga whale), 834 nucleotides. NCBI's taxonomy places the organism in Eukaryota, Metazoa, Chordata, Mammalia, Artiodactyla, Monodontidae. The record is from RefSeq and is a predicted model, not a curated record.